AUGAAAAGAGUAGAACAAGUAAUUCAGAGGGAAGGUGUUCGGAAAUCCGUACCUACUGUCUCCAAAGACGAAGAGAAAACCCUGAUUCAAAAGCACCAAAAGAAGCAGAAGCGAAAGAGAAAUUCGUGCCCUUUGUCUUACAUAGAAGUCAUCUCGUACGCCAUUCUAAGCUCACCGCGAAAAAGAGUAACAUUAUCCGAUAUAUACAGCUUCAUCCAAAACAACUACCCUGAAUUUACUGAGAACAGAGUGCGCUGGAAAAACACAGUCCGCCACAAUCUUUCUAUCCACGAGUGUUUUCAGCGAGGAGAAAUGGCCUUGGACAAGAGUGGAUGCUACUGGCGGAUUCAUCCGAGAUUCUCUGCCUCUUUCUCCCGAGGAGAUUUUUCAAGACAUAAGGAGCCGCAAAAUUUACCUUGCACUUGGGAUGGUGGAUACAGUCCCGUUGAAAAUCCUACAUAUUCUGCACCCUACCCCGUGUUUCCGUACCACAUGUGUGAGCCGCCCUCGUCUUAUUUUCCACAUGUUGGAUUACAACAGUAUCACAACCGAGGUAUACAUGCUUACGGGCAACAUCCUUAUUUUACAUGGAACCCCUUUAUGUACUAA
Stylophora pistillata is the source of this 609-nucleotide messenger RNA. RefSeq names its product forkhead box protein E4-like. The record is from RefSeq and is a predicted model, not a curated record. Lineage: Eukaryota; Metazoa; Cnidaria; Anthozoa; Scleractinia; Pocilloporidae. Gene Ontology annotation, molecular function: DNA-binding transcription factor activity, RNA polymerase II-specific; RNA polymerase II cis-regulatory region sequence-specific DNA binding. Gene Ontology annotation, biological process: regulation of transcription by RNA polymerase II; anatomical structure morphogenesis; cell differentiation.